Messenger RNA from Priceomyces carsonii, 1383 nucleotides. RefSeq lists its product as uncharacterized. The record is from RefSeq and is a predicted model, not a curated record. The transcript has a single exon. Gene Ontology annotation, molecular function: transmembrane transporter activity. The coding region runs from base 1 to 1383 and encodes 460 amino acids. Gene Ontology annotation, cellular component: fungal-type vacuole membrane. NCBI's taxonomy places the organism in Eukaryota, Fungi, Ascomycota, Pichiomycetes, Serinales, Debaryomycetaceae. Gene Ontology annotation, biological process: transmembrane transport.
AUGGGGCAUAUCAGAGCUGUGUUAUAUAAGUUUGGAGACGAAAUUGGUCUCAAGACACUAGUCAAGUCAAGUAGUGAUGUGUUUAUCAUCAUUUGUCUUCGUAUGAUUAGAUUAGUUGGUUUUGGAGCAACGUCGUUAAUUUUAGCGCUCUAUUUGAACGAGAUAAGUUUUGAUGAAGAAAGCAUUGGAUUUUUUAUGACAAUCACUUUCGUUGGGGACUUAAUAUCGAGCUUCAUUUUGGCCGUUGCUGCAGAUAGAAUUGGUAGAAAAAAUGUCUUAAUUUUGAGUUCUAUUGUGAUGUCGCUUACAGGAGUAUGUUUUUUUGCACUUGAAAAUAAACUUAUUCUUACAGUGGUAGCGUUCGUUGGUAUAUUAACCCCAAGUGGUGGUGAAGUGGGACCAUUCAGGUCAGUGGAGCAAAGCUCUAUUGCUUCCAUCGCGCCAUAUGAACAGCGCUCAGAUGUUUAUGCUUGGUACACUUUCUUGGGGACCUUUUGUGCUGCUUUGGGCUCUGUUUUGAGUGGUAAAUUGAUUGACUACUGUAAUAAAGUUUUAGAAUAUCCAUUAAUAAAGAGCUACAAGAUGGUCUUUUUAGGAUAUACAUUGCUUUCCAUAUUGACAUUAGUCUUAUCAUGUUUCCUUUCUCAUAAAGUUGAGUGGUCGACUGAGGUCGCAAGCGAAGAGUCAGGUCAAAUAGAUAAUGAAAGAGAAGGCGAGCCAUCGGAGGCCUCACAAUUGUUGUCAGGUACUUCCUCGAAGGACCACAAGAAGCAUUCGAAACAGUGGAAGUUUUUGCCGUCUUUGGACCUGUCAGUUUUAGUACUUGUUACGAAAUUAUCUUUAUUGUUUGCUCUAGACUCAUUCGCAUCUUCUUUGGUCCCAAUGUCAUGGCAAUCUUACUAUAUAAAGUAUAAGUUCAAUGCCCUGGCUACAUAUCUAGGCUCAAUUUUUUUUGUCACAGGAAUAGUAAGUGGGUUUAUGUCGUUGUUGGGCACUUCACUAAAUAAGAGAUUGGGGCCAGUCGUAACGAUGGUUGUGACACACUUGCCAGCGUCAAUUCUUUUAGCUCUAGUACCUUUGCCCAAUUCCUUAUCUCUUACUAUGGCAAUUCUUGUUAUAAGAGCAUCGACCCAAACAAUGGAUGUUGCACCAAAGCACGUAUUCCUUGCCACUAUAGUACCUCCUGAAAGUAGAACUGCUAUCUUUGGUUGGGUGAAUGUUGUUAAAACUUUGGCUCAAGUGGUUGGGCCCUCUAUCGUUGGAAUAUUGACACAUCAUAACUCCCAAUGGAUUUCGUUCGUCAUAGCAGGUGUUUUGAAGGCAACUUAUGAUAUUGGUAUCUUGGGAACUUUCCUAGCAUUUAAUAGGCAUCAGCAGCAUUGA